UGAAACUUUUUGCAUAAAUAUCAGAAUAAAAUAUGAGCAUUUCUUCAGAAGCCCCUAAAGCAGGGAUGUUCACCAAGGUCUUUAAAAGACUUGAAAUUGCCAUUUUCGUACUCAACUAUUAUGACUACUGCUAUGAUGCUGUUAAAUUAUGGAAGCAGCUCAAUGUCUUCACUAGACAGCAGAUUGCAGAUGAUGAGGUUCAUUUCAUAAAUCAAAUUUCACAUAAAAAGAAGUUUGUUCUCUCCAGUUUUGACGAGAUUGCUGUGAAGUUCAUGUCCCAUUGGAUGAAGUACUUUCAACUUGAAAUUUAUUCUUUCCAUCCAGAGGCUCAAAGUCGUUUUUUGGACUUCCUUGAAAAUCUUGACUCGAACGUUUACCCAAAUCUUAGUGUAAAAGAUAUGAUUAUUUCAGAAAUUAAAAUCAGAAAUGAGCUUGAAACUUUUGACAGGAUCUCCCAGAUCCUCCUUGAAAAUCUUCCUUUAAAGACACUGAUAAACUGUCCUACAUUACUCAAUGUGAAGAAGAAAAUGUUUGUCAACAAAUGGGAUAUGCUUGAAGAAGAAAUUACUAAGAUCAACUCAUUCGAGCAGCCAUGGGUAAAGAUGCUCACAGUUUCAAAUUAUCCUUCCCUAAACAGCUUGAAUAAUUUCUUGUCCGAGCUCACUAAGCCAGUCAGGUAUCUAAAUAUCACAGAAUGAGACUUGGUUUUCUCCCAUGGAUCAUCUAUAUUCACUAAUAACAGAGAAGAGCCUCUCAUUUUCAACGAAAGAGUCAGUGAGCUACUCCACCAAAUUCACAUUUCCUCUGGAAGAAUAGGCAGCUCUGUAUGGAACGAUUUCAGUAACAACUCUGUUGACCCCAGAGAGAAUGACGUGAAGACCAAAACUCUUGUGGGUAAUAUGAAUCAAGUGCUCUUCAACAUUCUGAGAUCCAUCAAUUUUGAUACAGAACUAAAAUUUAAUGUGAACACAGAUGUCUAUGACAACCUACCCUCAGCUAAUGAUGAUAAUCUGAAAUUAUCACUUCAUUUUCAGAAUCCACAGUUCAGUAUUAAGUUUGGUGGCACAAUUUAUGAACUGUGCUGAGACUCUAUGCUAAUCUGAGUUAAGGAUAAGCAAGCAAGUUACUUUACUCGCUCGAAAUUGACUCAAGAAGAAUCUAAAGAUAGUAGCAUUACCCCAGCCCGAGAUGGAAUCUUAUUCUUUGAUUACUUAUUUUCAUUCAACAUAAAGAACCCGAGAGUUUGCAGAGCUGUUUUCAAAGAUGAACAUUUUGUUUCUGACCAAAAGAUAAUGAUCUUUGAAAAAUACCUAACUAAGAUCAGCAUUGAGUUAAUGCCUAAUCUCUUGAACAACUUCCCAGCAAACACUUCUGAAUCUGACCCUUUAAGAGCUGAAAUAAUGAGUCAGCCAAGCCCCAUCCCUUCAUUAAUCAAAGCGCACGAAGAAAAUAUCAGAUUCGAUAUACCUCCUCAUCAACUCAGAGAUUAUCCAGAUAUCCCAUACCAGAUCUGAUGUAGUUUCCCAGAUAGCUGACUUGAGUCUCUCCAGAGCGAAUUCUGGGACUUCCAGCUAAUAUCUCUAUACCAGAUUAAGAGCUGCAGCUCAUUAGAUAUCGAAAUUGACAAAGAUGGGAAUGCUUACUUUGUCAAAGAUGUGCCUACCCUUCCUAUUAACAAAUAUUGCAAGGAGCUGUAUCUCCGUGUGCACGAGAGCAUUGAUAUCAAAAGCACAUUCACGCAUUUGAUGACUAAAUUUCCCAACUUAAGAGUCUUCAAAUUCUGGUCCCUCCCAAAAAAUCCCAAAACUGAAAAAUACAUCGAAUGGGCUAUAAAGCAUUGUGAAAAAUUGGAAGAGCUUCAUCUCAAAGAUUUCAUAUGGAAGAAGAAUAUCUUAGGAGAGAAAGCCUAACCAAAGCCUCAGGGGUUGAAUUUUUCAAAAUUCCU
This is a messenger RNA of Moneuplotes crassus, 1945 nucleotides long. The record is from the annotation of a GenBank genome assembly. NCBI's taxonomy places the organism in Eukaryota, Ciliophora, Spirotrichea, Euplotida, Euplotidae.